Truncatella angustata is the source of this 511-nucleotide messenger RNA. RefSeq lists its product as uncharacterized. The record is from RefSeq and is a predicted model, not a curated record. Bases 78 to 233 code for a protein of 51 amino acids. The transcript has a single exon. Lineage: Eukaryota; Fungi; Ascomycota; Sordariomycetes; Amphisphaeriales; Sporocadaceae.
CCGUCGAGCUCGUGCGGGCCGGGCACGCGCUGCUCGUCAACCACGUCCAGGCGGGCGGCGGCGCGGCGGCCACGACGAUGCUGAGGAAGGUCCCGUGGGUGUUCCUGGACGACCACGAGGGCGGGGCGAGCGCCUGGGUCGGCGCCUUCGCGGCGCGGCCGGAUCCGGAGGGCCGCGCUGGGGGUGAGAGGCUCGUGGUCGGGUUUCGGGGGUUCCAGGUCGAGACGGCGUGACGGCUGCCUAGGGUAGGGGGACUGUAAUCAUGACAGGGCUACCGUGAGGAGGGAGAUGUUGCGAGAGGCGGGGCGUGGGUCAGCAUCGCACAUGCGUCUGAAGGUUAUGCUGUCGGCAGUUUUAAUAAGGAGAACCACUUAAUCUUGGACUACACGGUGCAAAGAGAGCUUAGUCUUCAUGAUUCUUGUUAAGCAAGGCAUCUUUCUGCAGGCUCCUGUGCGGUGAAAGAUGAGCAGUAAGAUAGUUUAGGGAGAACCUGAUGAAUUAACUAGGGUAU